AUGAGGAAUAUAAACUUCUCGUCAUCAUCUUCGGAAAAUUUGGCGAGAAGUUCCGCACUAAGAAGACAAUUACAUGACCAAAGCCAGUUUUUGCCUUCUAAUUCUUUUGCGAAUUCAAACAGUACAGUACAGGAUUACAGGUUUUUACCUAAACCAACAACUAGAGUUGAAGGUAACGCUUUAUAUUCUAAUUUGAACCAAAUUAAUGGCAACUCUAGUUGGAAACAAACAAUCUCGGGACUUUUAAAGUCUCCAAUUGAUGGUUUAGGUAAAAGUUCUUAUCAGGAUUUAAAGAAUUCAGUUAUUGAAAAGAGUGCAGAAAAAAGUAGUAAAUUUGUUAAAACCCCAUAUCCUCAGGUUUACAAGGCAGAUAGCCAUUUGAGAAAUGAAGCAAAUUUACUUAGCCAUGGAAAUCAUCUUCCUUUAUUGCCUCCUAGUAAAUUCUCUUUCCAUUCAGAAACAAGACACGCAAUGAACAGAUUAUCAGAUAGUGCUUCUAAAUACAACUUAAUAUCUAGCAAUUAUGAUCUACAAAAAGACAUUCAGACAUGUAAGAAAAGAAACUUACAGCAAGUUUACAAACAGAAUAGUGAACAAGAAUGUGAGGAAGAGGAGUUCCAUGAUGCUAUUAGCGAUGAUGAAGAUAUCAACGGCGAACCUAUAAAUAACACAAAUAAAAAAUCUAAUAUUCUUCCUCCUCAGAAAAAGUCUUAUAGCCAAACUCCUUCGACUGUUGCUCAGACAGGGUUUUUAGGCACACAAAAUAACACCCCAAAUAAACCAACAAAUACUUAUGGUUUACCACUUUCUAUGAUAGAAGAUGACUAUAAGCCAGAUCCAGCUCCAACUUAUAAUUUUUCAGUUGAUAAACUUCAAGAUUCACAAAGACAGAACAGUAUUUUGGGUUUAACUCAGUAUUCACACCCUUAUAACUUUCCCAAGGCUUCGUUUUUGCCUCCCAAUACGGAACCUAAUUCCAGCAAUGGUCCUUCUUCAAUUCAAAAGAUAAGAACCCCAUUAAGAUAUAGAUCUAGUUUAUUGGGCGCACUUUCAAAUCGAACGAAUUCAUCAUGUAGGAUCUUAUCUGCUGCAGAAAUGAAAAAGGUAUUUUGCAAAUCAAAGAAACCUAUUGGUAGUUUGAAAGACUUUGUCCAUACGAUCGAAAUUCGCAAUGAAACUUCUAAUGAGCCAAAAAAUAAUUCAGAAUCGCCAAAAAUGGUUGAAAAACACUCCGAAGUUAAACAUACUGAAGAAAAAAUUACCAAGAGUAUCAGAAAUAGUAAUCUUGAGGAGGAUUCGAAAUAUAGCGAAGAAUUAACAGCUAGUUCCAAAUCUGAGAGUGCUGAUCAAUCCAUAUUUGAAACAUCCGAUAUAUUAUCAACAACUAAAAAGAAGCCAAUUUUGGAAAAACCUAGUAAGGAAAAUGAACCGGCAGAAAAUACGGGCCAUAAAGAGAGCUUGCCAAAUUCAUCAUCUAAUCUCGUUGAAUCUGAUUCAAAAUUGCCAAUCAAUGGCGAAAAAGAUAAUCAAACUACUAUUUCCACUAAUAUUGGUGAAAAAAGUCUUGAAAAGAGAGAUAAUAUUCAUGAAAUUAAGGAAGCGACUUCUGAAGACGUUACAUCUAAAAAUGGAGAUUCAGAAGUUUCUGAGAAAAAAAAGGAUGAAGCUGUUCCGUGGUGGUUAGCCAAUGUUAACAAACCCAAUUUAGUCGAGGUGGAUAAUGAGGGAGUAUUUAUGCCAGAAGAAGAUGAAGACACAAAAGAUGAGAAAGAGCCUGUAGUAUCUGCAGCAGGGUUGUUUUCACUUCCCUCUACUGAGGGAUCAACUAAUAACGAAGUUAACAAUUCAUUAUUUUCAUUUGCAAAUACUUCUACAACAGGCAACUCUUUAUUCGGCCCUUCUUUGUUCCAAAUUAACAAGACUGAUGAAAAAAGUGCUACAUCUGAAGAAUCCAAAUCUGAAGAAAAAACUCCAUCUUUGCCUGUCCCUAGUAGCCAAUCUAGCGCUUUUUCGUUUAGCCAGACUAUCGAAAACAACACAUCAAACAAUGUUUCAUUAUUUGGAAUUACUUCUAAAACUUUAGACGAAGAAAAAACUAUAAUUAAUGAAACAGAAAAACCAGUUUCUGAAACAGCUGCUAAUUUGGAAAAAGAUAGUACAGAUUCUAUCUCAAAACCACAAUUUCCAUUGUUUGGAAAACAGUUUCCAGCAGAUGAAGAGAAAAAGGAACAUACAGAUGUUGAAAAUAAGACUGGAAUUUUUGGAACAGAUAACCCAGGAUCAUUAUUUACCUCUACAAGUAUUAAUAGCGGAAGUUUACCUUCUCAACAGGGUUCCUCCAUAAAUCAAUUAUUUGGUUCAUCUGGUAUUUCUAACUCUAAUCAAAGUGCUUUCAACACAAAAGAUAUUUUCAAUCUUUCCUCAUCAACCGGAGCAUCAACAACAAUAACUAAUUCAGAAAAACAGACAGUUUCGGGCCCAUUAUUUGGCUCAAAUGAUACAGAAAAAAAGCAAUCUACUUCCGAAAUUUCAUUCGCAGGGUCCUCAGGUUUAAGUAAUUUGAACUCUUCUUCAAGUUUAAGUUUUACUAGCGGUACGACCAUGCCACAGACGAACCUACAAGCUGGUGGAUUAUUUGAUACAAAGUUACUUAAUUUCAGUGGGAGCACUGGUUCUUCUACUGUCUACACAUCAUUGUUUGGAGGCUCUACUCCAAAUAACAAUAAUUUGUUUACGGUUCCACCAAAUAACAAUUCUUUGCUCUCAGGUUUAGAAUCAAGCUCAAACACUGCUUCUACAAAUUUAUCUUCGACAAUAAAUGUAAAUUCUAUAUUCGGAGCUCAAAUUCCAAUGUCGAACACGAACCCGGCUCAGAAUUCCUUGAAUUUUGAUUCAAGCACUAGUAUUGGCGGAUCAAGUAACUCUUUAACAGGUUCUACAAGUAAUACGAAUAUUUUCUCACAAACACCAUCUAUUUUUGGUUCUAACAAUAGUUCAAACCCUUUUAUAUUCGGAUCGAGUAGUAAUAAGCCAUUGGACCAGGCCAUCACUCAGACUCCUGGACAGAACUUGGGACAAAAUACCAACUCCAAUCUUUUUGGAUCGUCUCAAGGAAUCUUUAAUUCAACAGGCAAAACAGAAAAUAGCAUUUUCGGAGGAAUGCCAAAUAACCCUGCUGUAUCUCCAUUUGACCCUAAGCCUCAAGUCUCAAGUCAACCUUCAAUGAAUACAAAUAUUUUUGGAUCCAAUCCUUCCAAUUUACUUGGGGCAUCGCCAUUAAUGGGAAAUAAUAGCAAUCCAAACCCUUUUGUUGGUCAUUCAUCCAAUCCAGCAGGGGGUACUUCUCAUAGAAGAAGAAUUGCGAGAGCUAAAAGAUCUCAUUAA
Molecule: messenger RNA, 3384 nt
Organism: Cryptosporidium ubiquitum
Lineage: Eukaryota; Apicomplexa; Conoidasida; Eucoccidiorida; Cryptosporidiidae
Exons: 1
Coding region: 1-3384 (1127 amino acids)
Source: RefSeq, a predicted model, not a curated record